AGCUGAACUGUCGGUCACUUUAUUUUUUAGUUACUUUGUGGGCAUGUGUGGAGAUGGAGCCAAUGACUGUGGGGCUUUGAAAGUGGCGCAUGCAGGAAUAUCACUGUCAGAGCAGGAGGCGUCUGUGGCUUCACCUUUCACAUCCCGAACCCACAGCAUAGCAUGUGUGCCAGAGCUAAUCAGGGAAGGCCGGGCUGCCCUUGUCACCUCCUUCUGCAUGUUCAAGUACAUGGCACUGUACAGCACCAUUCAGUACCUUGGUGUUCUCCUACUGUACUGGCAACUAAACUCCUUUGGGAAUUACCAAUUUUUGUUCCAAGAUCUGGCUAUUACCACUGUAAUUGGUGUGACAAUGAGCUUCACAGGUGCCUACCCAAAGCUGGUUCCCUACAGGCCUCCAAGCCAACUCAUCUCACCCCCGUUGCUGCUCUCUGUUGUACUUAACAUCCUCUUCAGCCUCAGCAUGCAGAUUUUCGGGUUUGUGGUGGUCCAGGAGCAGCCUUGGUAUUCCAAGACCGAUAUAUACAGUGCCUGCCUCUCAGUGAACACGGAGAAUUCUUCCUCUGUAUCCAAUCUGGAUUUCCAUCGGAGAGAUGGAGCCCAUGGGCAAACAGACAAUGGCUACAAGAGCUAUGAGAACACCACAGUGUGGCUGCUAAGUACCAUCAACUGCCUCAUCGUGGCACUAGUGUUUUCCAAGGGAAAACCUUUCAGGCAGCCCGUCUACACAAACUAUGUGUUCAUAUUGGUGCUUAUAGGGCAGCUGGGCAUUUGCCUCUUCUUGGUGUUUGCUGAUAUUGAUGAUCUCUACACUAAGAUGGAUCUUGUUUGUACCCCUACCACCUGGCGCAUCUCCAUGGUGAUAAUGCUUGCAGUCACAUUUGCUGUGUCCUUCCUUGUUGAGGAAGCUGUCAUCGAGAACAGAUCCUUAUGGCUGUUUCUGAAAAAGCCCUUCCAGUACCACUCAAAGAGCCAUUACAAGAGGCUGCAGCGAGCAUUAGAGCAGGACUCAGCCUGGCCACCUCUGAAUGAAACCUUUUUCUCAGAUUCUGUGGCAAUAUCAGUAGAAGGAAAUAUGGGAGGCCAUAGCAAUCCAACAUUUGAAGACAAUGAAGAUGCAUUCUGA
Apaloderma vittatum (bar-tailed trogon) is the source of this 1126-nucleotide messenger RNA. RefSeq names its product probable cation-transporting ATPase 13A4. Lineage: Eukaryota; Metazoa; Chordata; Aves; Trogoniformes; Trogonidae. Gene Ontology annotation, biological process: intracellular calcium ion homeostasis; polyamine transmembrane transport. The transcript has 9 exons. The record is from RefSeq and is a predicted model, not a curated record. Gene Ontology annotation, molecular function: P-type transmembrane transporter activity; polyamine transmembrane transporter activity. The annotation marks the transcript as partial. Gene Ontology annotation, cellular component: late endosome membrane.